AUGAUUACUUUAUUCGCUGGUGACGUUGUGCCUCAAGGCUGGCUUCUCUGCCAUGGACAGGUCGUGUCACGUAUGACAUAUUUGCGCCUCUUCUCCGUUAUUGGCACUUUGUACGGGACGAGCGAUCAUGUUCAAACGUUUAACUUGCCGGAUUUUCGAGGCCGCUUUCCCUUGGGUCUUGAUCCGCAACAAGGUCAGCGCCACACAGGUGGAGAGACACAUGUAAUGCUCACCACGGCAGAACUUCCAUCUCACGCACAUGCAUCUGGCAGCCUCAUUGCUCGAAGUGUCGGGGAUCACAUGCAUCUUAUUAACGAUCCGGGACACAAUCAUGGAGGACAGACGGGUGGGGGUAUCUUUGGAUCAGGAGGAAUGGGCAUGAGAGGUGAUGGUGGGGGUAACGAAUACAACACGCACUCUCACCAAAUCAGUCGAGACGUUACACAAAUCGAUGUGCGACCAGCUGGCGCUCAUGACCACCCCGUAGAUGGUCAAACGGAUGCACAAGGACUUGGUCAAAAGAUUAGCAUCCUAAAUCCAUAUCAAACUAUCGACUAUAUUAUCUAUGCUGGGUCGGACCGAUCUAUAGGUAUAAGCGUGUAUUCUCUCUCUUGUAGUGUUGCUACUCCAGGUGGCAGUGUGUAUAAGUAUUUUUUACUUUUUCUGCUUUCCUACAGCAGCUCUUUUUCGUAAAGUCAGCUUUGUUUGUAACAUAAAAUCAAGUUCAAGCUCAAGUUCGGAAACUCUCGGAUGAAACAGAAGUCUACAGACACUGAUUUUUAAAGUUUUUGCCUACAUUCAGCUCUUUUGUUUGACACGUGAAUGUUUGUCUACCCAUUUCAACAUUUCGAAUAAACAAGAACUGCUUGAAGUUAAAAGACGAACUUUAGUUUAGUGUUCGAUCGGCAGAACACGCUGCUAAAUCCAAAAUAUUAGCUUUAAAAGCUCUAAAAUUUUCUCUGACUGCUUCAGUCGGUGAUCUGUUCUGUAUUUACCGCACAUUUCGCCGCUGAUAUUCGAGCGUUAGACAAACAGUGUUUAUAAUAUAUGUACAACUUGACCCGACUCAAAUACAAUCAAUGGUGCGACAAACAUUCUCCUUUAUGUAAAAGAAUAUGAUGAACGUAGGUACGUGCCAAAAGCUGUUUAAUAAUCGAUCUAUCUGUUACUUAGGCAGAGCUCACGCUAUUCUUCUCAUGAUGAAUCAAUCGCAUUACAUUGUAAUAUUUUUUUAUCUUAUCUGUUUUAAGCGACACAAUACUACUGAGCACGCGCGAGAGUCAAAAGUCUUGGAAGAAAGAGAACGAGAAAGCUGCACUAUUUGUCUUUUCAUUGCUUAGUGUUUGACGUUUAUGUUGCUGAUAAGGCAUGUUGUGCAACAAAUUCCUUUUUUUGUUGAGAUGUAUUGCUGAUGCCCUUGAGUUUUUCGCUGACAGAAGACAAUGCACUUUUAUCUAACGUAAGCAAACAUCUUGUGAUGCGCUUUUCGCUGAAAACCACAAAGUCAUUUCAAAGUACAGUAUGUAAUUUAGAUAAAAAGGCACAUGUCUUACGACAUUCCAUAGGAAGAGCAAGAACAUAAACACAAUUUACAUGAUUUUCGAGAAGCAUUUGAAAUACAUUUAAAUUGGUCGUAUGUGCUAUUGAGGGAGGAAGAUCAUUCCACUGCCUGGAGGUGAGAGGGGUAAGAAAGAAGAAGAUGAAGCUUUUGUGGAAAAAUGUGUAGUAAUAACCUAUCUGUCACGUCCAAAAUGCGUAGAUUUCCGAUUAUGAGAAGGUGUAAUGAGAUUAAGAUGUGAAAGAGGGCUUAUGUCAUAGAAAAUUUUAUGGAAAUGAACGAGUCUGAAAUAGAGUCUUCGAUUUUCGAGACAACAAAGUUUAAUUCGAAAUGAAGUGCGAUCGGAUCGAUCGAGUGGUCUUUCACUAUAACUCUGGCAGCCAAGCGCGUCAUUCAAAAUAGACAGAUGUGAUUUAAAUGAACUACCGUAAAGAAUACAAGCAUAUUCAAGAACCGGCCUGACACAUACUUCGUAAAGAUGAAGACGGAGAUAUAUGAUGUGGUGCCGAACACUCUAGAAAUAGAACCUGAUAGCCUUCUGCAUUUAGCAGCCGUUUGAUUUGUAUGUUCUUUCCAAGUUAGAUUGUGAACAAGAUGCGCUCCAAGCAGUUUUACAGAAGCAACGUUCUCAAGCGAAAUGCCAUUUAGUUUCAGUUCACCUAACUUAUUUGUACUGGAAAGAACAGUAGAGAACAAUCCAUUUUCAUUUAUUAGCAUUAAGUUUCACUAGCAUCCUCUCACACCACUCCGACAUUUCGUUCACACAUUCUUGAACUGCACUUAAAUUUGCAUUUUCACGAUCCACAACACAGAAGGCAUCGUCGGCGAAAAGAGAAGUCAGUUUUGAGGCUUCCAGAGAAGUCGGAAGAUCAUUAAUGAAGAUCAAAAAGAGAAUUGGAUCUAAAAUACUACCCUGCGGCACUCAUGAAGUAACGGUUAAUCUUUUGGAGAGAACAGAUCCUAUGGAACCACUUGUAAUCGAUUGGACAAAUAAGAUGCAAACCAGUUGUACAGAUCUCCAUGAAUUCCACCAUGUGAUAAUUUUCCUAAAAGAAGUUGAUCCGGAAUUUUAUCAAAUGCCUUUUCAAAAUCAAAUGACGCUCCUGUUGAUUUCUUUUAUCGUUGAGACAAUUAUUUAUAAAGUUAGUUAAAUAAACUAGAGUAUCUUUGUUAGAAACUGCAUCAAGUGCUUAUGAAUUAACUUUUCAAAAACUCUACUUACAUUCGAUAUUAAAGAGAUUGGAUGAUAGUUUUAGCCAUUAUUUUUAUCAUCUUUUUUGUGAAUGGCUUUUAUUAUCGAAAGUUUCCAUAUAUCAGGGAAAACUCCUUUUUCAAUCGAGAUGCUAAAGAUGUGAUAUAAUUGUGGCGAUAUACUAUCUGCACUUAGUUUCAAGCAUUUAACUGGAAUAUUAUCAAUGCCAACGCUUUUUUUAUUUUGUAAUGAUUUAAUAUAUUCAAACACCUCUGCUACAUUGAAAUUUAUUGUGGAGAGAAAAUUAGAAGCGUUAGUGUGUAGAUUAGGCAUAGAUCCUUGUGCAGUAGAGUAACAACUUCCAAAAUGUUCUGAUAAAAGCUCAGCUUUUGAUACAUCGUUAGUAGCGGGGUUACCGUUCAGAUGUAAUGUUGCUGGUAGACCAUUAUGAUCAGAACGAAAUUUCUUAAUGUCUGUCCAAAAACGUUUACUUACUGUCCUUGAAAUUUUUCAUAAUUGAUGUAAACAGCUUGAAUUUCUCUUUUCGUACACACUGAAUAACUUUAUUACGAAGUUUCUUGUACAACGAAAACGUCUUGAGAGAAUCUGAACUAUGAGCAACCAUCUGUUUAAAGUUCUUAAAGACUAACGUUUUUUUCCUCAUCAAGAAGUUAGUUGCUCCGGGUAAACGUGGUACCGGCUAAUUUGAUAUAGGUACUGUUUUAAUAGGGAUGAAUAUUUCCAUUGGUUUUCAUCGUAUUUGAGCAACCGAACUCAGCGCGUUAACAUCGAUAAUAUUUUUUUCAAAGUAGUCAGCGUCUCUUCUGCGCGUGCCCAAACGGUCAAUCCUGGGACCCCUACUAUUUAUUAUUUUCAUCGAUAUUCCAUUUGUACUUCCGCGUGUUUGUACGGUCUUUUUGCGGAUGAUAUCUUCGUUGUUAAUCCACUUCUACAUUCGGAUAGUAAGCAGUUUAUUGAGUCAAGCUCAAAACGAAAUAGACAAAAUUUGUAGAUGGUGCUGCGACAAUAAUAUGGAAUUAAACGCCGAUAAAUGUUCACAUACGUAUUUCUUUUUUACUACUUCUUGAACACAACUUCUACUGUCGCAAGUAGCAGCUAAGGCUCUCUCCGUUGACUUCCACUCUAAACUAUUACGCUUAAUCUUUUCGAGCGAUAUGAAGUAGUCAACUCAUAUCAGCGAAACCGCUCUUUCUUGUAGGCGAAUGCUAGGUGCCACUAACAGGGUCUUCCAAGACGCACAAUCAUUUGUCCGUCACCUACUUUACAAAAUCCGCGUGUUACCUAAGAUGGACUAUGGUAGUAUAUUGAAGGUCAAUUUAACAUUUUCUUUUAACAAAUGACUCAAUCAUACAUGACCAUAAAAUUUAUCGGAAUGGCUAUUGCCACUCUCUGAGGGUGUCAAAAGGAGUCAUCAUAUUUUAAUUUAUGAGUGUAAGUUCCGAUACGCUUUAUGAAUUUCUUCGCAUUGAAGUUCUAAGGAUGUUCUCCCUAAGGCACAACUGGUUAUUGAUGUUGCGGAGGUCGGCGUGAAACAGAGUUGUAUUGUUAUUGGCUUCCAUUGUUUAUAAACAUCAGCAGAACUAAUAAAGCACUAAUAAUAAAUAAAGUAGGACAAUUAAGUUUUGAAAGAAAAUGAAGAAUUUUGUCGUACAAAGUUCUGUUUUAUUCUGACUCCAUUUUCAGCCAGAGUUCAUAGAAGGGUAACAGUGAACUAAAUCUGUAACGCGCGUGGAGUGCGUCCGCACAGAGGUAAGGCUUUAGCUAUCUGUCAUCUAUAAAUGUUUCAUAAAUUCAUUCUCUAAAGUUCUAGUUGCAGGAUACCACGCUAUUCUUCUGAGAUGUCAGAAUAUCAGUACGCAGUAUAUUCUCAAAAAACGACUAUUUUUUUUAACUAAGUGGAUUUGGUGGGCUUGGUAUAUUCUCAUUGACAAUACACGAGAAUACGCAAAUAUAGUGUCGCGAUCGAAGGGGGGGGGGGGGGGGGGGGGCGCCGGCGGGGGGCCAUAGAGGGGCCCCCCCGCGCCAAAUUUCGGGG
This is a messenger RNA of Didymodactylos carnosus, 4806 nucleotides long. Lineage: Eukaryota; Metazoa; Rotifera; Eurotatoria; Philodinida; Philodinidae. The record is from the annotation of a GenBank genome assembly.